This is a messenger RNA of Sporisorium graminicola, 231 nucleotides long. RefSeq lists its product as uncharacterized. The record is from RefSeq and is a predicted model, not a curated record. The transcript has a single exon. NCBI's taxonomy places the organism in Eukaryota, Fungi, Basidiomycota, Ustilaginomycetes, Ustilaginales, Ustilaginaceae. Bases 1 to 231 code for a protein of 76 amino acids.
AUGGCUACGGCCAAGAGCACGAAGCCCCCCUUUGUUCCGAAAGAGGAGAACUCCCCCUCGACCUCCUCGAGCCCCUCCGCACCCGCUUCUCCCAGCUCGCCAGGCGCAACUUCGACCCGAAAACUCACCCCAGCUCUCAAACGCGCCGCCAUCGCCCCCAGGCUUCGCAGCAUGAGCGUCAAGAAGAUCGGCGACUUGCUCAACAUCAACUACAAGAUCAUCUGGAACUAA